GGUGUCUUCCCAGAAUGUAUUUAAAGCUUGCCCUUUCGUCCUUGCAAGACGCUAAAAAAAAUUGUCUUUCUUACAAUUUAUUCUUUACAAUUAUCAAACUGCGUCGCGAGAAUUCCACCAUGUCAUCCACGAAAUCCGACCCAAUGAAAACGGUGCCCUCAAGCAAGGACUACCCUCGGUACCUUCCUAAUAUUGACAAUCAAAUCAUCCCUGAGAGCCGUCGCUUGCUUGAAGAAUACAGUGGGUAUACCAUCAGAUAAAGUCAGAGAACAUGUAUACGAUAUCCGUGAUAAAGCGUGGAAUAUCCGUCAAUAUCCAUGCACUGACAUGGCCAAAUUCCUCGAUCCUAUGAUCGUUCGAUCACCGGCAUAUCCUGAAGUGUUGUCGCGUCUCAAAGAAGGCCAAUCAUUCCUUGAUGUUGGAUGUUUCAUGGGAUAUGACCUGCGUCAACUUAUUUUUGAUGGGGCGCCGAGCAAGAAUUUGCAUGCUGCUGAUAUCGUCAAUCACUGGGAACUUGGCUACCAAUUGUUCAACGAUAGAGAAAAGUUCCAUAUCGACUAUGUUGAGAGUGAUAUCUUGAGUCCCGGGGAUGGGUUAUUGCAGUUAAGAGGAAAGAUUGAUAUAAUCUCCGUGACGCAUGUCCUACAUCAAUGGAAUCUGGAGACUCAACUUGCAGCUGCGAUUCACCUCAGUCUGCUGACGAAAGGGUCCGGAAGUCUUAUCAUUGGAUUUCAGGCUGGAGGUUUAACCACGAAGGUAGGCGAAGUGACUGGGACCAAGUAUCGAGCCGAGUUACAGACGCCGGAAUCUUGGAAGAGGAUGUGAGAAUCGGUUGGGGAGCAGACGGGAACUUUGUGGGAAACUCAAGUCAGAGUUAGAACAUGGGAAGAUGUUGGCUAUGAUCCCAAGGAUACUGUUUACAUGGGAAAGGAACUCCAAAUGCUUGAGUUUGUGGUUACUAGGAAGAAGUGAUAUCUGUUCAAAGAUACUUAAUUAUCCAUAGGAUAAUCAAUCGACGGCGUGCGGCGUGCGUUCUCGUCA
Botrytis cinerea B05.10 is the source of this 1041-nucleotide messenger RNA. RefSeq lists its product as hypothetical. The coding region runs from base 328 to 825 and encodes 165 amino acids. The transcript has 3 exons. Lineage: Eukaryota; Fungi; Ascomycota; Leotiomycetes; Helotiales; Sclerotiniaceae. The record is from RefSeq and is a predicted model, not a curated record.